Messenger RNA from Microthlaspi erraticum, 339 nucleotides. The record is from the annotation of a GenBank genome assembly. Lineage: Eukaryota; Viridiplantae; Streptophyta; Magnoliopsida; Brassicales; Brassicaceae.
AUGUGGGAUGAAACUUUCGCCGGACCGAAGCCGGAGCAUGGCCUUGGCCGCCUCCGCAAUAAGAUCACAACCCAACCCCUUGACAUCAAAGGUGUAGGAGAAGGGAGCAGCAGCAAGACUUGGCCGGUGGCGGCGGGGAGUCCAGGAACUCCGACGACGCCCACGACGCCGGGAUCAGCACGUAAGGAGAACGUGUGGAGGAGUGUGUUUCAUCCAGGAAGCAACAUAGCCACCAGAGGAAUGGGCACUAACCUCUUUGACAAGCCUUCUCACCCAAACUCUCCCACCGUCUAUGACUGGCUUUACAGCGACGAUACCAGGAGCAAGCACCACCGUUAA